AGACCAUUGGGUUGGUGGUCUGCACCUCACUAACCACUCUCCUCCUGUGAGACAGUACUAAAUGAUAUCAGAUACACACUAAUGCAUGGAAAACUUGGCACAGAGGAUCAUUUAUGGAUGUGGACAUUUGGAGAUGAAUAAUAAUAUCUCAACUGUGGAAGAACACUGAGGGGACAUCAAAAAUCACACCUUGCUUUACAUCAAGCUUUUGUGCAGCAGGUUGAAAUGGAUCCUCUUCUGGAACAAGUUUUGGCGGGCUUUAACGCAACCCUCGGAGCUAUGAAUCGGACAGACCCCCUGGAUAAAUUUUCAGGAACCCAGCUGCUUUUGCGCUUCAAACCUCUGUUUAUUCCACUCUAUGCCUUGGUUGUUGUUGUUGCUGGUGUAGGGAACAGUUUCCUUCUUGCCUGCAUUCUGGCAGACAAGAAGCUCCACAAUGCCACCAAUUUCUUCAUUGGCAACCUGGCAGCUGGGGACUUGCUGAUGUGCCUGAGCUGUGUGCCGUUGACAGCUUCGUAUGCUUUUGAUGCACGUGGCUGGGCAUUUGGGCGUCCAAUGUGCCACCUUAUUCCUCUGUUGCAAGGUGCAACGGUCUUCGCCUCCGUAUUAUCCCUCACUGCCAUCGCCAUGGACCGUUACGUGGUGGUGGCAUAUCCAGUGCGGAAGCGUAUCUCAGUGUGGGGCUGUGGCGCAGUGGCAUUGGGUGUCUGGGCAGUUUCGUUGGCCCUGGCUGCUCCCCCUUCCCUCCACAUGCGCUACGUGGACCUGCGACCCAGUGGCAUGGAGCUGGUAGUGUGUGAGGAAUUCUGGCUGGAAGCCGAACGACAGCGCCUGCUCUACUCCUGCUUCUUCUUGCUGGCGUCCUACAUGAUCCCCCUGCUGUCUGUAAGCAUCUCUUACUGUGCCAUCAGCGUGCACCUCCGCAAACACACGUUGCCUGGAGAGCCGUCCCAUAGCCAGCAGCGAUGGAGCAAGCAGCGGCACAAGACUUUCUCCCUUCUGGUGGCCUCCGUCCUUGCCUUUGCCCUCUGUUGGCUCCCACUCCAAGUCCUCAAUCUCCUUCUGGAUCUAGACUCAGACUUCCAGAUCGUGAACAAGCACUACGUCAACGUGCUGCAGGUCAGUUGCCACCUGAUAGCCAUGAGCUCAGCCUGCUACAACCCCUUCAUCUAUGCCUCGCUGCACAGCAAGGUCCGCAUGCACCUGCGGGGUUACCUGUGCCCUUGCAGACGUAGUGGACAGGAGCUACUAUCUCGCUGCGCCUCCCGCAACCCUGCCACCUGCUUGACACUCAUCUCUGAGGUAGCUGUGAAGGAGAGCCAAUCAGCUGAAAGCCCCGUCCCCGACAGCUGCCUCUGAAGAUCUGCGGCACAUCAUCACAGACUAAUCAGAAGGAGCACUCAUACAUUAAGGGUGUUCCACAGCACUGGAGUGGUAUUCCAGCCAAUAUUCAAUGUUCUUAUAUGAGAAGGAAGGCUUUUUUGUUGGUAGGCUUUUCUUUCAUGAGGACUAAAGAGAAUACUCAGGCUCUCAGUUUUGUUUUGAUGUUUCUGUGGACAUUAGUGAUCCAGCCUCAAGAUUCCCCCAUGCAUCCCUUUGACCUUGAAUGAAAACUCCUGAUACUAAACACAAAUGUACUGAGCAGCUUUUACUGGAGGCAUAGAAGAAUCUUUUUGGGAGUAACCUGUCCUUGAUCCCACUAUGGACAAGGGGAGUACCACCAAACCACAACUAGAUGUUGACAGCUCUUUAUCAAUUUCUUCUUUCUCCAGCUAUUAGGAAGUAGGCAGGAAAAUAUCAGGUUUUUUGGCUGAGUUACCUCUUUCCCAUCACCUCUGACUCUGCUGUUUCUUCAUUUAUAGUAUAAGCGGUUAACACUGUUGCUUUAGCUCUCACUCAUACUGGAAAACAAAUGAUGCAGACCGUUUUAUAAACCCUAUCAGCCUCACAAUCCUCUAAGGAUCACUGCUCAUCUGAUAUUGGUCACUGCUCUGAAACUUGCCCUCAGAGCCUCUCACUCUCAAGCCCAGACACUCUCAAGAGGGCUCGAGCAAUCGGAGUUCAAUCAAAUGACAGUCUUUGCCUCUGGUAAUGGACUGCAUGCUCUGCUUUAAGACACAUACGAGGUAGCUCGCACUGGAAUACUGCUACAUUUCUGAAGAUAGGCAUAGUUCCAUAAAAUGUUCAAGAGACUGAGCCUGACCUUUUAUAAGUGGCAAGAGCUAAAGUAAUGAUAAUUUCACAGGAGCAAGUGCCAGUUGUUUUGCUAUUAUGUGGUUUUGCCAUUUCCCUUGGAGAGCUGUAAGAAUUGAGGUCUCAUUUUGACAGCUCUCUGGAGGUGUGAGAGAGGCUUAAUUAGAUGUUCUACAAUGCAUUCACACCACACUGCAUUACUCAUCAAGUCAACUAUUUCUCAGAUGAAUUAACAAGAGUAUAUGACCCAAAAGAUUUAUGGAAAUUAAUGGUAGAAUGUCAGUGUUUGUGUGACAGAAACAAAGCCAUACUAUUAAUGGUUUUCUUUUUCUUUAUCCUAAGAUGGGUGCACACUGUGCAAUUUUUCACUUCUUUACAAUAGUUGUUUGCCAGAUUGUAUGAUGUGAGCCCAGUGAGAUGAAAAUCCAAAGUAGACUAUGCAACCUCAAAUAUCUUCACUCCUCGUCCUUGUCAGUUCUUGUGUGAAAUUGAAGUUAAACCAAACAAUCCCAAGCAUCUCCUUGCAUUAACAUGCAAUUGUUUUGCCAAGGGGGAAAAAAAAAGAUAAUAAUAAUAAUUCUGGAGUUGUGGAUGGAAAAAGAGAUCAUGGACUACUCAUUACAGUUUCUGUAGUAUUAUCAUAUGGGAAUGUAAUGUUAAAUAAGUAACAUUACAUUUAUUUUGCAUUUAUUAUAGUAAACUUUUUUAACUGACAGAUUUUAAUCUGACUCAUACACAUCUGUCAUCAAUGGCUGUUCCCUAAUUAAUUCUUCAUUAGACAAUAACAUUGUAGGGUGCAAAAUUUCUAAUACUAUCAGAACUUCACUGGAAGCUAAGAUUCAUCUCAAAUUGAAUCAACUGAAACAUUAUACUAAGGUGCUUGUGACCAACAAUAAAAAUAUAUCUAUGACCCCCAAAAUCAUGGUAAAAUCACAGUGUGCACUCAACUUUAGACAUGAAUUACAACAGCAACAGUUUACGCCACACACACAAAAUAUAAAUGCAUACAGUCUUGCAGUUUUCCAGUGAUUCUAUGCUACAACAAUGUGGUUAUGACCUGUGUGAAUACAAUCAAAUAGAUAGCAUCUGCUGUCACUACGGGCGACCUUUUGCAACUGUAUUACCUUGUAAAUGUUUGAGUAAAAUGCUACACUUUCACCAGUGUUUGAAAGAGUCUUGUCAUUUAUUGGAAAGCGUAUCUAACAUGAUCAUA
Cyprinus carpio (common carp) is the source of this 3406-nucleotide messenger RNA. RefSeq names its product prolactin-releasing peptide receptor. Gene Ontology annotation, molecular function: neuropeptide Y receptor activity; neuropeptide binding. Lineage: Eukaryota; Metazoa; Chordata; Actinopteri; Cypriniformes; Cyprinidae. Gene Ontology annotation, cellular component: plasma membrane; neuron projection. Gene Ontology annotation, biological process: G protein-coupled receptor signaling pathway. The record is from RefSeq and is a predicted model, not a curated record.